ACGGGCAAAGGCGAUAUUUUUGUUUGCUCGGAGACAGAAAACUCCAAGUUUUCCUUUGGGGGCUCUCGGUGGUCUGGGAUUUUAAUUUCUUUAUUUUCCCAUUGAAUUCGAGAUCUUGUCUCUGAGUAUUUCUUGGAAUCGAAGACAGAAAGUUCUCUAAUCUCUUGCACUUGAUGGAGAACCAAACCUAGAAAAAAAAGAAAAGAAAAACCAGAAUUUUGUGCCUUCAUGGGUUCAGUUCGGAGAUAAAGCACCGGCAACCAAUACUCACAUAAUUCAUAUCCCUAUUACCCAGACUCUUAAAUUUCCAGAAAAAAUGAGCGUGGGAACACAUCUUAUGUACAAGAGUUGAGAUCGAAGCCUUGUAAGUGUAAGCCAGGAGCCGGAGGCGCUUCAGUCCGAGAAAAUUGGUCUUGAUCUGGAGCCGGAGACGCUUCAGGAGCCGGAGCCGGAGCCUUGUGGUCAUGAUCCAAGCUUCGGCUUUCUCGGGGUCCUUCUCUGCGUAGCUUUGCUCCAAAACAUAAAAUCCACAAACCGGAAUUAGUACUCCCUGGACCUAUUUAGGAAAAAAGAUUCCCAAGAGGUGAAGAAGAAUCACAGUUCAUUUUUUUUUUAAGUCAAUUCAUUAUCACCUAUCUCUUGUCCCGUAAAAAGAAAUGGAAAAGAUCCAGCACAGCCACAUACAAGUCAGAGGACUAAAGCUUCAUGUAGCCGAGAUUAAUGUAACCGGUGAAAAGGUAGUGGUGUUCUUGCAUGGGUUCCCAGAAAUAUGGUAUACAUGGAGGCACCAGAUGAUUGCUACUGCAAAUGCUGGGUACCGAGCAAUAGCCAUAGAUUUCAGGGGCUAUGGACUGUCUGAGCAGCCUCCUGAGUCGGAGAAAGCCACUUUCAAAGACCUUGUUGAUGAUGUUCAUGGCCUUCUUGAUUCUUCGGGAAUCGAUAAGAAACCGAGCACACAACGGUGGAGCACAGAGACUUUUAUGACCGUGGAUUUAAACCGAGAGAAGGACAUGGUCUGGGAGGAAUCUGCGUCGAUGAGAGCCGGUUUGCUCGGAUAAAAAGAAGAGUUUCGGAAGAGGAAUGAGACCAUAGAGAGGUUGGGAUCAUUGGGGAGCACCAGAGGUGGUCUGAGAGACCUGAAGAUGCCAUCCCUACAACAAAUAACCAAUCGGAUCUGCAAGUUUGAUCUAGUUGAGAGGAUCAAAACCGGCUUCGUCCACUUUAAGAAAGAAAAACUUGAAAUCUAAAGCGUCGAUAAUCGGCUUAUCGAAGCCUCAGAAGUCUUGUUACGUCUACCCGAAAAAUCGUCGGUCCGGUUGCCGAGAAAAGCCAACCCACCCCAAAACAAUAGUAUAUUGGGAGAAAACCCAGAAAGUC
This is a messenger RNA of Carya illinoinensis, 1377 nucleotides long. RefSeq names its product epoxide hydrolase B-like. The coding region runs from base 657 to 1058 and encodes 133 amino acids. Gene Ontology annotation, molecular function: hydrolase activity. The transcript has a single exon. The record is from RefSeq and is a predicted model, not a curated record. NCBI's taxonomy places the organism in Eukaryota, Viridiplantae, Streptophyta, Magnoliopsida, Fagales, Juglandaceae.